AUGGACCGAGAAGCAAGGAAAAGCGACCGCAAGGCACCCGACCGUUCACGCCAUGGAUGCACAAACUGCCGUCGAAGCAAGGUCAAAUGCGACGAGCAAAAGCCAACAUGCACCCGAUGCUGGCAAAAAGACCUGCAGUGCUACAGUACUUUUCAACUGAAAUGGGAAUCAGACUUUCGUGAUCGUGGGGUCGCCUUUGGUAGGUCCGGGCUCUGGAGCAAAAACUCUCCCGAGGAGCGGCGAAGCGCAACAGUCUCUUCGGGUUCAACUUCAACUUUCCCGGAAGAAGCUACAUGGCUUGCGAUCCCGUCGGUCCAAUAUUGGACAUUCGUAAAUAAUGACAUGUCUUUUAUCCAACGACUUUGUGACGAAGAACAAAAUCACGCCGAACCACAUCUCCUGCCAGCUUUCAAUGCCAAAAUGGCCAUUGGUGAGCAAGGGCCUCGUGAGCCAAUGCUAACAUCCACAAGAUCACCAUCUCCUUUUAAUCAAUCCAUGAAGAUGAAUGAAGUGUUAAUGCAGAACUUACGACCAUCUCUGUCGCUAUUCCCACUACUUGCCGAGCUGGAAAAUCGAGAGCUGUUCGACUAUUAUAUCAAUCAAAUAUGUCCUCGAACAACACAUACUUCUCUGUCACAGUCGCCAUUUGCAUCUGUCAUUCUUCCUUAUUGCGUAUCAGCUUCGCCCACAGUCCUACGAGCAAUCCAGGCUCUGGCUGCCUGCCAUUGGUCCCAAUACGACUCACAAUACAGCAGCAUCGCUCUGCAGUUAAAGUCCCGAGUCCUGAACGACUUUCGAAAGCGAAUAAAUCGUGAACCAUGGAUUGUCGUUGCGGAAGACCCCGAAGUUUUGGUUAUAGUGAUGUUCCUAUGUCUCUUCGAUAUCGUGGACGACUGCGAUCAACGGUGGAUUGUACAUCUGCAAGGAGCGAAAGAUAUUAUUCGACUUCGAAGGCGACAGCAGCACUUGUUAACAGGGGCAAAUGAAGAUGUGAUGGGCCGAACUGCUUGCGCCAAGGCAGACCUUUUUGGAUCGAGCUAUUGGCACGAAGACGAUACAACGAUAAAUCUUUGGAUGGGCUGCAGCCCCGCCCUCGUCUCUAUAUUAUUCACAGUGAUGGACCUAAGUCGAUCACGACGGCUUAUGGUUUCGGACGAAGACCAGAUGACUUUCAGUCUCCGAGCCGCUGCGUUGAGUGAUAAGCUCAAUAAUCUCAAACAAGAGCCUCAUGCAGUUGAAAAGGACCAGACUAUUCACAGGAUCGCCGAACUGAAGAGACUUACUUGUGUUGUCUAUCUGAAUUGCGCGUUAUAUGGUGGGCGACCAUCAGAACACGUGAUCGGAAUUUAUGUUCGAAGGAUAUUGAAGGAGAUUGUUGAAUUACUAGCUUUGGAAUCCGUCUGCCACGUCAUCUGGCCUCUUUUCGUUGCCGCUGUUGAACUGGAUCCGCUUGAUACUGAACUCUGGACGGACCCAGAGACCGGAUCAGUGACAGACGGGAGAAGGCUUGUCUUGGAGUUGCUCGCAAGGAUGGCCAAGAGCAGUGUUUCGAGUGUGUCUCGGACGCGCGCGGUUAUUGAGCAGGUGUGGAAAUCUCGGGACUUCAAUUUGUCGAAGCCUUCCGAGACGAAACGAGCUUCUAUCUCAGAUUUAAAUGACUGGGAAAGAUAUGUUGUGCCAGUGAGUGAUGCUUUGAGUUUAGUUUAA
Penicillium lagena is the source of this 1707-nucleotide messenger RNA. RefSeq names its product Zn(II)2Cys6 transcription factor. Gene Ontology annotation, cellular component: nucleus. Bases 1 to 1707 code for a protein of 568 amino acids. The transcript is spliced from 2 exons. The record is from RefSeq and is a predicted model, not a curated record. Lineage: Eukaryota; Fungi; Ascomycota; Eurotiomycetes; Eurotiales; Aspergillaceae. Gene Ontology annotation, biological process: positive regulation of transcription by RNA polymerase II. Gene Ontology annotation, molecular function: transcription cis-regulatory region binding; zinc ion binding; DNA-binding transcription factor activity, RNA polymerase II-specific.